AAAAAGUAUUAUUCACAUGACGUUCAGUUUAAGUUUACUUCAUGACUAGAAUUUUUUUAAACGUCAUUAUCAAUUUGCAGGUGAACUCGAAGCAACCAUGGCUACACCGGGAACUCCUUCACCCAAAAAGUACCAAUCUAAACUUAGUUUGCAUCGAGAAAGAACCGGAAUUGAUUCACCAAAAAAAAAACUUCUAACUGAAUUCGUCAAGAUCGCCGACCUGACUGUUGGACUCCAAAAUGCCAAAAUUAAGGGUCGUGUCAUUUCAAGGACGCAACAAAUCCAUACAGCUCAUGGAGUUAUGUUUUCAGCUGUCAUUAUGGAUUCAACCUCAUGCAUCCGCAUAGUAGGAUGGGGAACAACUCUGUGUGAUCUAUACUACAACAAACUUAAGGUUGGGAAAGUUGUAACCCUGGACAGUGUCGGAAUCAAAAUUGCAGCCCAACGAUCCUAUUCAUGGGUAGACCAUCUAUCCCAAAUCACACUCAACAAACUUUCAUUGGUUGAUGAAUCAGAAGAUUCUGCAGACAUGCCACGACAUAACCUGACAUUCACGAAAUUAGAAAAAUGCGUGGAUUCAGGAAAAGUUGUAGAUGUCAUUGGUGUUGUCUAUGAAAUUGGAGAAGUCAUCACGAUCAAAACUGCCAAACAGUCCUGUAAAAGGGAAAUCACAAUACUAGACCAAUGGAACAAAAUGGCAACAAUAACAAUGUGGAAUGAGACUGCCGAGAAAUUCAUCAUAGACAUUUCCAGCUUGGAUAACGCCAUUGUUGCAUUUGGAGGUGUUAAGGUUUCUGCAUUCGCACGCGAUAGUGGAGAAAUAUUCCUAGACUCCUUCGAUGAUUCGGUAAUCAUGAUCAACCCGGAUAUACCUGAUGAAAGGGAGCUGAGGGAGUGGCUUAAAGACAAUCAGUAAACAAAUCCUUUUUUCUGAUUGUCUGAAGAUCUUAAUUACUUGACGUCCUUAAACAUCGACUGCAGCUAAUUGCCUCCAUCUUUUUUCUCGAAUUGUUGCCUCCAUCUGUUUCCCUGAAUUGUUGCCUUGCCUCAAACUUUUUUCCUAAAAUAUGGCUACGAUCUUGUAUCCUGAACUGUUGCCUCGAUGUUGUAACCUCAACUGUUGCCUUUUUACCUCAGCCCUUGUGAUGGAGAAAUUGGGCCACUCGCCACUGUCUGAGUUUAACUCAAGAAUUUACAUUGUUUAUUAUUUUAUUUCGUAAAUGAUACAGAAAAAAAAUCAAGGAAAUUACAAUAAACAAAAAUUACGAAAUUCCUA
Messenger RNA from Daphnia pulex (common water flea), 1276 nucleotides. Its product is annotated as replication factor A protein 1-like. The record is from RefSeq and is a predicted model, not a curated record. The transcript is spliced from 7 exons. Lineage: Eukaryota; Metazoa; Arthropoda; Branchiopoda; Diplostraca; Daphniidae. Bases 98 to 916 code for a protein of 272 amino acids.